GCGGCAUGGCGGCUCGGCGGGGCGGCACCGGGGGCGGCACCGGGGGCGGCACCGGGGCGGGACCGGGCGGGCGGAGCCCCAGCACGGCGGCCCGGGCCCAGCGCCGGCCCCGACCCGCACCGGCCCCUCGGGCCCUUCCCGGGCUCCGCGCCCUGACCCCGCCGAUCCCGGUCCCGGCACACCGCUGCUCCCCGGGCCGCCUGCGGAGCCGCACCGGAACCCCGCGCCGGAGCCCGGAGCGCGCCCGGCACCCCCGACCCCGCCGCUGCCCGGGGCCGCUGCCGGUGCGGCCAUGGCCGGCGGGGCCCGGGGCGGGCGCGGGGCCCCCUGAGCGCCCGGCACCGGCGGGGACCGGGCCGGCACCGAGCGGCCAGGUGAUGGCGGAGCAGCGAGAGGAGGACCGGGACUACCGGGAGUACCGGCGGCUGGAGGAUGGGGAGGAGGACUCGCCCCCCGGCGAGGAGGAGGAGGAGCAGCUGCUGCUGCACGUCACCGAAGGACCGACAGACUCGUGGCACCACAUUAAGGACCUGGACAGUUUCUUCACCAAGAUCUACCAGUUCCACCAGAGGAACGGCUUUGCCUGCGUCCUGCUCUCGGACGUGCUCGAGCUGCUGCAGUUCCUGUUCGUGGUCACCUUCAGCACGUUCCUGCUGUGCUGCGUGGACUACGACGUGCUGUUUGCCACGCGCCCGCUCAACCACAGCCACGUCCCCGAGCGCGCCAAGGUGACGCUGCCCGACGCCGUGCUGCCCGCCCCGCAGUGCGCCCGCAGGCUCCGUGGCAGCGGGUGGCUGCUGUUCCUGCUGGUGCUGGCGGGCGCAGUCUGGCUGUGCCGCCUGGUCACGGCGCUGCGGCGCCUCGUGGGCUACUGGGAGAUCAGGAGCUUCUACAUCCGCGCGCUCGGCAUCCCCGCGGAGGAGCUGUGUAACCACAGCUGGCAGUCGGUGCAGGCCCGGCUGCUGGCCCUGCAGCGGCGCCAGCCCCUGUGCGUGCCGCGCCGGGAGCUGACGGAGCUCGACAUCCACCACCGCAUCCUGCGCUUCCGCAACUACACCGUGGCCAUGGUCAACAAAUCCCUGCUGCCCGUGCGCUUCCGCCUGCCGCUGCUGGGCCCCGUGGUCUUCCUGACGCGCGGGCUGCAGUUCAACCUGGAGCUGCUGCUGUUCCGCGGCCCGGCCGCGCUCUUCCAGAACACCUGGAGCCUGCGGCCGCAGGUGAAGCGGGCGGGCGCGCGGCGGGCGCUGGCGCGGGGGCUGGCGCGGGCGGCCGUGCUGCUGGGGGUGGCCAACCUGGCGCUGUGCCCCUGCGUGCUGGGCUGGCGCCUGCUGCUCGCCUUCUUCAGCUACGCCGAGGGGCUGAAGCGGGCGCCGGGCAGCCUGGGCGCGCGCCGCUGGUCGCUCUACGCGCGCCACUACCUGCGCCACUUCAACGAGCUGGGCCACGAGCUGCAGGCGCGGCUGGGCCGCGGCCACGCGCCCGCCACCAAGUACAUGGACUCCUUCAGCAGCCCGCUGCUGGCCGUGCUGGCUCGCCACGUCGGCUUCUUCGCCGGCUCCGUGCUGGCCGUGCUCAUCGUGCUCACCGUGUACGACGAGGACGUGCUGACGGUGCAGCACAUCCUGACGGCCAUCACGCUGCUGGGGCUCGUGGUCACCGUGGCCAGGUCCUUCAUCCCGGACGAGCACGCGGUGUGGUGCCCGGAGCAGCUGCUGCAGCGGGUCCUGGCCCACGUCCACUACCUGCCCGAGCACUGGCAGGGCCGUGCCGGCCGCGCCGAGACACGAGCAGAGAUGGCACAGCUCUUCCAGUACAAGGCGGUUUUCAUCCUGGAGGAGCUGCUGAGCCCCCUCGUGACCCCCCUGAUCCUCAUCUUCGCAUUCCCCCCCCGCGCCCUCGACAUCGUGGACUUCUUCCGCAACUUCACGGUGGAGGUGGCGGGGGUGGGCGACAUCUGCUCCUUCGCGCAGCUGGACGUGCGCCACCACGGCAACCCGCAGUGGCUGUCCGAGGGACACACGGAGGCGCCCCCGGAGCGCCAGGCGGAGCACGGCAAGACGGAGCUGUCGCUGAUGCGCUUCGCCCUGAGCAACCCGCGCUGGCGGCCGCCGCCGCCCGCCCGCCGCUUCCUCGGCCACCUGCAGGCGCAGGUGACCCGCGACGCGGCCACCGCGCCCGCGUCCCUGCUGCCCGAGGACUCGGCGCUGGCGCCCGAGGCGCUGCUGAGCAGCGUCCUGGCGGCCGGCGGGCUGCUGGCCCGGGGGCAGCCCUGCAGCACGGCCAGCGCCACCGCCAGCCUGCUGGCGUCCCUGCGGACCCCGCUGGGCACCCCGCCCUGCGCAGCCCCCGACAGCCCCGCCGAGCACCCCGAGGACAGGCCGGCGCUGAGUGAGUCGCGGCUGCGCAGCCUGAGCCGCUCGGCGCUGCUGGCCGAGGUGGCCUCCGCCGAGAUGAGCCUCCACGCCAUCUACCUGCACCAGCUCCACCAGCAGCAGCAGCAGCAGCCGCAGGGCCCCGGCCCGCAGCCCGCGGGGGCACCCAAACACCCCUUCGUGACCACAGGCUCGGCUGCCCGCGCCUCGCAGCUGCGGGAGAUGCCGCUGGGCGGGUGGGCCGAGGAGGAAGAGGAGGAGGAAGAGGAGACGAUGACGUAGCCGGGCCCGGCGCCGGGUCCUGGUUGUGCCGAGACCCCCCGGAGGUGCCGGGGGAGCCGCCAGGGGCACAGUGGGGGGCUCGCCGUGCCCACUAUGCUGCCAGGGGGGCCCUGUCUGUAGGAGCCCCCUGCUCGGGGCGUCCCUGGUGCCCCCAC
Molecule: messenger RNA, 2809 nt
Organism: Passer domesticus (house sparrow)
Lineage: Eukaryota; Metazoa; Chordata; Aves; Passeriformes; Passeridae
Gene: ATG9B
Product: autophagy related 9B
Exons: 15
Coding region: 6-2654 (882 amino acids)
Biological process (GO): autophagy of mitochondrion; protein localization to phagophore assembly site; nucleophagy
Cellular component (GO): autophagosome; phagophore assembly site
Source: RefSeq, a predicted model, not a curated record